AUGUCGACAUUCGAUACACAAAAGACUAUGUUGAUCUUUGGCGCCACCGGCAAGCAAGGCGGCGCUGCCAUUGACAACAUCCUCUCACACUCUCCUGACUCUGCCUUCCAUCUCAUUGCAGUCACCCGUGACGCUACCAGCCGCAAAGCUCGAGCACUUGCAGCUAAUCCCAAGAUAUCUGUUGUUGAGGGCGAUUUGGACAACGUCGGUGCAAUUUUUGCCAAAGCUGGACCAGUAUGGGGCGUCUACAGUAUACAGAUCAAUUCAGACUCAGAAGAGCAACAAGGCAAAGCUGUCGUCAACGCCGCCGUACAGCAUGGUGUCCGGCACUUUGUCUACUCCUCUGGAGAUCGCGGUGGGCCUGAGCGAUCACCCAACAAUCCAACCUACGUCAAGAACUUUGCCGCGAAAUACGCCAUUGAGAAGCAUCUCGAGCAGCAGGCGCGUGAAAGCGUACAGCAAAUGACAUACACUAUUCUCCGGCCAGUAACCUUCUUCGAGAACAUCACGACUGAUAUCCACGGAAAGGGCUUCGCCCGAAUGUGGGAGCAGAUGGGAAGCAAGAAGCUCCAGAUGGUGUCGACUAAAGACAUUGGCUGGUUUGCGGCUCAGAGUCUUAUCUGGCCCGACAUGUACAGGAAUAAGGCGUUGACCCUUGUGGGUGAUGAGCUCACACAGCACGAGGCAGAUGCAAUAUAUCGUCAAGUCAUCGGCCAGGGGAUGGCUCUGGCGCCUUGUCCGGUUGCGAGCGCGGUCAAGUUUGUGUUGAAGGGGUCUGUUGGUGAUAUGUUCAAAUGGUUUGCAGAUGAGGGAUAUGGUGGGGAUGUGAACGAGUGCCUUGGUUAUAAUCCUGGGAUGCAGGAUUUUAGGGCCUGGUUGGAAGAGAACAAGAGGAAUUUCGAAAAGAAUGGUUCAUAG
This is a messenger RNA of Fusarium pseudograminearum CS3096, 918 nucleotides long. RefSeq lists its product as uncharacterized. Lineage: Eukaryota; Fungi; Ascomycota; Sordariomycetes; Hypocreales; Nectriaceae. The transcript has a single exon. The record is from RefSeq and is a predicted model, not a curated record. Bases 1 to 918 code for a protein of 305 amino acids.